Messenger RNA from Bolinopsis microptera, 4125 nucleotides. Its product is annotated as cGMP-dependent protein kinase 1-like. The transcript has 16 exons. Gene Ontology annotation, molecular function: ATP binding; cGMP-dependent protein kinase activity. Lineage: Eukaryota; Metazoa; Ctenophora; Tentaculata; Lobata; Bolinopsidae. The record is from RefSeq and is a predicted model, not a curated record. The coding region runs from base 447 to 2786 and encodes 779 amino acids. Gene Ontology annotation, biological process: protein phosphorylation.
GUUUCCUUGCACAGAGUAUAUUAGUUGUAUUUGGUGGUUGUCUUAGCUGUACUACUAAUUCAUAAUGUCGUCGACCUGGUCGUCUCUCCGAUCAUCUUUUAUUGUUUUAUUACAGCCUAUACGGGGGUUUCGUCUCAACUGAACUGUUCUCUAGCUGUGAUUCCCCCGCCCUUUCCUUUCCACCCCUCCUUCUCCGCCCAAAGUACAUAAGGGCCCUUCGUACGUCAAUAUAAUAGAGACUAGAGAUCCCGAUAUAGCAACCAAUUUCUCAAUAUUUGUAGGCCGCAUUGUGCGUAGCAUCCCUAUUUGUAAUAAAUACUCUUGUUUCCGCGACGAUCAUUGUCACAAUUUGUGCCGUCUCUUUCUCAGCAGCUCUCUCACUCACCGUCUCAGUCGUAUUCACUUGCUUGUCUGUUGUGUCAAGUUAUUGUUGUUGUUGCCAUUUGAUGAUGGUUCACAUUUUCAAAGUUUUCCAAAAAAACAAGCGUCCGGAGGACGGGGACUUGCAGGAAGGAGCUGGCCAAGUGGGCAAUGGGUCGGGUCAAAGUCAGGGUGUGUACGACAUGGACGCAGUGAGGGCCAAGGUCCUGGUUCCUGAACUUAGAACCGAGAUUAAAGACUGCUACGUGAAACUCAAGGCCAAAGAUCAGAAGAUCCAGGACCUGGAGACUGAAGUUAACAAGUUUAAGUCUGACAGCACAACUAAGGCGGACGAGAUAACACGACUGAAAGAUGAGAUCAACAAGUUGAGGGAUGUACUGGGAAUCCUGAACAAAUCCCCCGCAAAGCAGCAAGAACUACUCGACAGUAUUAAAGAGGUCCCUGCAGCCGACCAAGAGGAAGAUGUUGUCCAGGAAGUGAAGCCACCCCCACAAACACAACAGAAGAGACAACGUCAGGUGGCUAUCUCGGGAGAGUCUGUCAAACAGAGCGAUGUUGAUAUAGACUACACUGAGUACCCUAAGGAUGCCGACCAGAAAGCCAUUAUCAAGGCUGGAAUUUUGAAGAACGAUUUCAUGAAGAACCUGGAGCAUGCUCAGAUCAGGGAGAUUGUGGCCUGCAUGAAACCAGAUAACCGUAAAGCAGGGGAAUGGAUUAUUAAGGAAGGAGAACCUGGACAGACCUUGUUCGCCCUACAAGAGGGACAGCUGGAAGUUAUAAAGAACAGCAAGGUCCUCACGGUCAUGGGACCCGGCAGAGUGUUCGGAGAGCUCGCUAUUCUCUACAACUGCACUAGAACCGCUAGCAUCAGAGCUCUCACGGACUGCAAGCUAUGGGAGCUAGAUCGAACCCUGUUCCAGGCUAUUAUGAUGAAGACCGGUCAAGCUAAGCAGAAACAGCAUCUUGACUUCUUGAAGAGUGUGAAACUCCUUCAAGAUGUGCCCGAAGCUAAACUUGUUAAAAUCGCCGAUGCGCUUGAAGAGGAAAUAUUCAAGAAGGAUGAGUACAUUAUCAGACAGGGAUCCCACGGGGAAACCUUCUAUAUUAUGGUGGAGGGAGAGGUCCUGGUCACGGCAAAGCUUCAGAACGACAGCGAGGCCUCAGAGAUCAGAACUCUUACUGCAGGCGCUUACUUUGGCGAGCGAGCUUUAUUAGGAGACGACAAGAGGACUGCAAACAUCAUCGCCAAGUCGGAGAAAGUAUCAUGUCUGGUGGUGGACAGAGCGUCAUUCAAACAGCUGAUUGGAUCGCUCGAGGAAUUCAAACACCAGGAUGAAAAAUACAAACAGAUUGAGAAGAAAGUGGCGGACAAUCUUCGAGAGAGUAUUUCAAGUGGGGGUUCUAUACGAUCCAGUUCUCCCGAACCAGUUGCUGCGAACGAGGAAUAUGCUAACCUGAAAUACGAGGAUCUCAAACAUAUUGCUACCCUAGGAAUGGGAGGAUUUGGCAGGGUCGAAUUGGUGUGUUCCCGUCAAGACAAAACGAAGUCCUUUGCUCUGAAGUGUUUGAAGAAGAAACACAUAGUGGAUACCAAACAGCAGGACCAUAUCGUGUCCGAGAAGAACUUGCUGUUGGAGUGCAAAUCACUCUUCAUCACCAGGUUGUACCGGACUUACAGGGACAGAAAGUACGUGUACAUGCUGAUGGAGGUGUGCUUAGGAGGAGAGCUGUGGACCAUCAUGCGAGACAGGGGUUGCUUUGACAACAACACCACAAAGUUCUUUGUUGCUUGUGUGGUAGAAGCUUUUGACUAUCUUCACAGGAAAGGUAUCGUAUACCGAGAUUUGAAGCCGGAGAAUCUACUGUUAGACUCUGAGGGAUACGUUAAACUUUGUGACUUUGGGUUCGGAAAGAAGAUCGGACAUGGCCGGAAGACAUGGACCUUCUGCGGUACACCGGAGUACGUUGCUCCAGAGAUCAUCCUCAACAAGGGUCACGAUUUGUCAGCAGAUUACUGGUCGCUUGGUAUCCUGAUGUUCGAGCUGCUAACAGGAAGUCCUCCUUUCUCCGGAGCGGACCCCAUGCAGACCUACAACCUCAUCCUCCGGGGCAUGGACAUGGUGGAGUUCCCCAGGAAAAUCAACAAGUCAGCUCAGCAUCUGGUCAAGAAGUUAUGCAGGGAUAAUCCUGCUGAGAGAAUAGGUUAUCAGAGGGACGGGUUGAGGGACAUCAAGAAACAUAAGUGGUAUCAAGGAUUUGACUGGGAGGGCCUCAUCAACAAGAGAGUGUCACCCCCCAUCUCCCCCCGAAUCAAGAACGCUACUGACUCCAGUAACUUUGACUCCUAUCCAAAGGACAACGAGGAAGCUCCAGAUGAGAUGUCGGGCUGGGACGCCGAUUUUUAAGAAAAAUUGGGUUCGAUUUUGCUGUAUCAGCAACACACAGAGACACUCAUUUUUAUCAUCGCUUACCUCCCGCCGCCAGACUGACGCGUGAAAAGAUAGAGGGGAUCUGAUCACUGAUGGAGCCAGGAAAAGACGCACAACACUCAGUGUUUUUACUUUUUAAUAUACAAGCUAAAUCUAUUUUUAUACCUCAACGGUCGAAAGCUUUCUCAACAAGUUAGGAUGUUAUUAAAAGCUCUGGAAUUACAAACCGCCUGUUUCUGUCGGGAAAACCACGUGUGCUCGCUUAGCGUGCACGUGCUGAGCUUGCAUUCCGAGCAUACGCAAACUUUGCGUGCACGUGCUCAUACUUUGUUCUUCCGCAUCUAUUUCGACCAUCAACUGUGCUCUGUACUUGUAUCUUCUCAAUUAUCUUAAAAGGAUCUCUCUGUCUGAAUAACAGAAUUACUGGCUCUAGGCGAUCAUUUUUCUGAGGAUUUUGUUAUCAUCGUCAUUGUUAUCCUUCACGUGAUAAAGUCACGCGUGAUACGCGUUACCUUGGUUACCGGGUGUUGUGGUGAGUGCUUGUUUUACACAGUGUUCUGAAAGUGAAGCUCAAAAGGAAGAAGGAGGUAAAGGUACCUUUGUUGAAGGUACCGUGGAUUUUGACAAUACUUGUUCGUAACUUUGAGUCAAUUUUUAGCGAGUUUAGAAUAAUUCUAUGAAAUGUACAUUGUUUGCAACUGUUCAAUUCUUUUACCUUUUGAGUGCGUUUUGUUUACCAAAGAAAUGUUAUCGUGACUAAAUUUGACGGCAAUAGGCUUUUUUCUAGGAAUUAAAUGGCUGAUUCACAAAAUGUGGAUGAUUUGAUUAAAAAAAUGCAUGAGAAUGCAAUUAGCUGAACUUAUUAAUUGUAGUAGGGCUUGCUACUACGGUACGUAAACCGAACAAUACAUACGACUGUGAAGUUAGGUGAGACAAGAUGAUAAUAUUUGGUGAUUUGAUGCACCACCAGCGAGUGUUUUAAACCAUUUAACGUUAGUUAUAUUUGAGUUUAUUGUAUUGGCGAUAUUAUUUUGAUUUAAUAAGCUAUAUACACCAAGAAGUUCAACUAAUUUAAUGAUGUAACAUUUGUCGUGUUAUUAUUCCUAAUGCGUUUUCUCUGAACUUUGCACUUCCGGGAAUGAUUUGCUCCUUUAUAAUACUAAAUUCUAUCUGACGUGAUUUCUUCGUCCAUCAACAUACUAACAUAGUCUCAAUUAUUAUUAUCAUAAGUUGAUGACUAAUAAGUAUUCAAAAUCUUAAUUUGUUACUGUUGUGUUGUAAAAUUUGGUCUGUUUUAAUACAGUAUAAUAUCCAA